AUGUUCUCCACUGCAGCCUCUCCAAGUACGAUCAUUCAACAGCUCGAGAAGGUGGUGGAAAAUCCAGAACUGUACAGGAGCCAUCGCCACGAGAUUAUUUCCCUUGCAAAUCGCGUUGAAGUCGAGCUGCAGAGUCCCUUCGCACUUUUCCAAGGUAUAGUGCACGCGGCAAUGCCUAUAGUAGCGGUACAUGUAUGCCAGCAACACAGGAUCCUUCAUAUGAUGCAGGAAAACGCCGAAAAGGGACAACCAGCGACGAGUACGGCAGCAUUGGCUGAAGAUACAGGCAUCAAUGAGCAUAAAUUAGAGGCAGUGCUGGAAUUCAUGGCAGCUAGGCAUCUUGUGGAUCACAUUUCUUACAAAGAGUUCGCUCCCAAUAAGCUAACUCGUCUGCUUCUUACACCUCUUUUCAUGGACGGUGUCCUAUUGUAUCUUCCUUUCUUACUUCUCUCAGCACACUGA
Aspergillus oryzae RIB40 is the source of this 462-nucleotide messenger RNA. RefSeq lists its product as uncharacterized. Gene Ontology annotation, molecular function: methyltransferase activity. Lineage: Eukaryota; Fungi; Ascomycota; Eurotiomycetes; Eurotiales; Aspergillaceae. The coding region runs from base 1 to 462 and encodes 153 amino acids. The transcript has 3 exons. The record is from RefSeq and is a predicted model, not a curated record.